This is a messenger RNA of Striga hermonthica, 654 nucleotides long. The record is from the annotation of a GenBank genome assembly. NCBI's taxonomy places the organism in Eukaryota, Viridiplantae, Streptophyta, Magnoliopsida, Lamiales, Orobanchaceae.
AUGGAAGCAAACAGAAGCUGGCGGGUGGUACCUUUGCUCUUAUGGGCUGCUAUGGUGGCAAUGUUUUCUCACAACUUAGUCGUCGUCCCGGUUAUGUCCGCUGCCAGCUUUGACGAUCAGAAGAAUUACUAUCCUCCCGACCCGAAUACCCCAACUCCCACAGGUCUAUGUUUUUUUGAUACCUCCGAAUCUCCCGACCUUCGCUCCACCACACGGUUCUGGCGGCGGCAGCCACCCGACCCCAACCCCAUCCCACGGCAGCACUCCACCUUAUCACGCCAGCACUCCACCUUAUCACGCCGGCACUCCACCUUACCACGGUACUGGCUGAACCACCCGACCCUGAUAUGGGGCCUGUUCGGGUUUUGGGGGACCACAAUCGGAACAGCUUUCGGAUCAAGCAGUCUACCCGGUUUCGGAGCCAACACCAACAUUAUCCAGGCACUUUCAAACACCCGAACAGACGGUCUCGGGCAGCUCUACAGGGAAGGCACGGCUGCCCUGCUUAACUCCAUGGCCCACGCGAGGUUCCCCUACACGACAAGCCAGGUCAGGGACAGCUUCUUGGCAGCGGUCGGGUCGAACCAGGCAGCUGCAGCUCAGGCACAGCUGUUCAGGAUGGCGAACGAGGGGAGAACCAAGCCAACAACCUGA